GCUAACGGUGGGCUUUCUAUGCAAACAGUUAUCUAUCGCCCGACCGCCACAAUCUGUCGACAUAUAGUGAUAACGAUAUGUUUCGGCAAAUUGACAGAGUUGCUCUCAGCUCGAUAAUAUUGCGUGGGGGGUAGUGAUUAAAAAGUUAAUAAUAAACAACAAAUGAACAUGCUGAUGCCGCCAGCAGCAAAACGAGCAAAACAAACAGCGCAUUUAGAAUUGGAUGAUGUUUAUGGCAUAAAAGCCUUGCUUUCGGAUGAGUACAAAAAGGAUAUAACGCUCAUCAAGGUGCACAGCUGUCAACUGGAGUCCAAACAACAGUUGCAGGCCGUCAUACAGGAGUUGGCCCAGAAGCUGCCGCAUUUUCAGCAUUUAAAACGUGUUCAUGACAGAAACGUGCUAAUAUGUCCAACAGCAGACAUCAAGGACACAUUGGAGCUGCAUCUUAAGCAGCAUCAGAUAUCGGACAAUGUGCUGCAAGCACUUUGCCGCAAUGUCAAUGUGGUGGAAGUUCCCGCCAGCAGCGCCAAGCUGCGUGUGCAAUACGAUCAAAUGAUUAAAUACUGGCCCUGCAAAUUUCAUCCGGACAAAUAUGCCGAAUCCCUGCAAAACGGCAGCAAUUUCACAGUCAGUCAACGGCUGUUCCACAAACGAAUGGCUCAACUGUUGCGUAGCCUGUCCAAGGAUCUGAAUGAGGAUCAGCCCGUUGCCAUCUGUGUUGAUCCUCGCCAGCCUAGCAUAGUUGCCAUUGCAGGCAGCAACAGCGAUAGCUCCCAUCAACAUUGCGUGAUGUGGCUGGUGGAUCAUGUGGCACGCAGUCAGCAGGGUGGUGCAUGGCAGUCCCAGCUAGACUUUGUGCAGGACAAGCAGAACACAAGGAGAACAUUGCGAGGCCUGCCUCAGACAUAUUAUGAUUACUUGCAACGACAUGAACACUGCCAGGAUUUGCAAUAUGGAGCAGAGCUGCCAAGACGUGGCUACAGUGAGCAGUCAACGGAUGAUCAAGUGACGUCAGCCGAUAAUGAUAAUCUUAGCAAGUACGGGCCAUAUUUGUGUACUGGCUACGAUAUCUAUUUACUCCGCGAGCCUUGCCUCAUGUGCUCCAUGGCCUUGGUGCACAGUCGGGUUAAAAGAAUCUUCUUUUUGGAGCAGUCGGAGAAUGGGGCAUUGACAACGAGUUUCCAGCUGCAUUCAGUAAAGGAAUUGAAUCACCACUACGAGGUUUUUCAGUUUACAACGUGACUAUUUUAACUUAACAAACAUUUUGUUUAAUGCACAAGAAAAUAGAUUUAAUUUCAUAGCAAUGUA
Molecule: messenger RNA, 1308 nt
Organism: Drosophila innubila
Lineage: Eukaryota; Metazoa; Arthropoda; Insecta; Diptera; Drosophilidae
Product: probable inactive tRNA-specific adenosine deaminase-like protein 3
Exons: 2
Coding region: 163-1242 (359 amino acids)
Biological process (GO): tRNA wobble adenosine to inosine editing
Cellular component (GO): cytoplasm; nucleus
Molecular function (GO): tRNA-specific adenosine-34 deaminase activity
Source: RefSeq, a predicted model, not a curated record